AUGACCAUGAAGUCUGAGUCACUGGAUCAUUGGAGGAAUUACUUUAGCACUGCCAAGUCGUCUGAUAUAUUCGAUAUCAUUGAUCAUGCCAUCAUGGUGGCAGCUUCGGAUUUCCCCAAGGAGUUCAAGCUGAGGAGAGAUGGGAUUGCUGAGAGAUUGUUCUCUUGCAUGUUGACGACUAAAUGUUUGGGGUGUGAAAGGGUGGAUCAUGAAGACGUUGAUGAUGGGCUUGCCCUUGAAGCAGGGGCAAGUGAAGACGGCAAGGUCAACAGCAUUAGAGAUGGCCGUGGAGAGGUUUUGAGGAUCCAAAAAGUUCUGCUUAACUUUAAAGAAGAGUCUGACUCUGUGUUAUUUGAGUCAUUGAGGAGGCUCCAGCUGAUGGAACUCAAAGUGAAUCUUCUAGAGGAAACUAAGAUUGGAAAGGCUGUCAUUCCUCUCCGAAAGCAUGGAUCAAAGGAUAUUAGUCAACUCGCACGAACUCUUAUUGAUUGCUGGAAAGAAAUGGUAGAUGAGUGGUGCAAGGCUUCCACUACCACAGCUAUUGCAGCUUCAGAAGGCACUCCAGAUUCUGUAAAUCCAUCUAGUGGACAAUUCAAAUCUGAGGCUUCCAUUGAGCCAUCCAUCACUGCCAAGGACAGUAAGAGUCAGCAACCAAGGAAAAAUGAGGUUGCUGUGAGGCUAAAUAAACCAGAAACUGUUGAUAAUUUCCCUGUCAGACCCCCAAAAUCAACUAUGCAGCGAAAAAGCAAUAUGGAGCCAAAGAUGCAGCCAAAAAUAGAGAACAAUACAAUCCCAAAGAAGCCUCCCAUGAUUCAGAAAGAUAAAUCCAAGCUUUCAGAUGAAGAAGCUGCAGUCCAAGUAAAGCUAGAGGCCACUAAGAGGAAAAUUCAGGAGCGUUAUCAACGAGUUGAAAAUGCUAAGAGGCAGAGGACAAUACAAGUUCUGGAAAUAAAUGAUCUCCCCAAGCAAGGGAGUGGCCAACGAAAUUCACAUUUCAAACCUGGGAAUCACAAUAGGCAGUGGGCCAAUGCACGAAGAUAG
Molecule: messenger RNA, 1041 nt
Organism: Gastrolobium bilobum
Lineage: Eukaryota; Viridiplantae; Streptophyta; Magnoliopsida; Fabales; Fabaceae
Product: probable mediator of RNA polymerase II transcription subunit 26b
Exons: 8
Coding region: 1-1041 (346 amino acids)
Cellular component (GO): nucleus
Source: RefSeq, a predicted model, not a curated record